AUGCCACCAGAUGGAGCUGAUCCAGUGACGCGUGACUUGUCCAAGAUCUUCUGCGAAAGAGCAUCCUUCGAGCUAAAGGAGGAGGACGUCGUGGCCUACAGGAACCAUAUCAAGCUGCAGGCAGCCAAUGUGGCUGCAAAGACGCAGGAAGAGGAGGAAUACCGAGUCUGGAAGGCAAAGUACCCCUGCCUCCUGGAUGCGUUCCCAGACUUUGCGGCGCAGGCGACUGCAAAACGGGUGGCAGUGUUCCUGGACUACGAUGGCACGCUCACGCCCAUCGUGAAGAACCCGGACCGAGCCUUCAUGUCUGAUCAGAUGCGCGAUGCGGUGCGCAAUGUGGCGCGGCUGUUUCCGACGGCGAUCAUCAGCGGCCGGGGCCGCGAGAAGGUGGAGGACUUCGUGCGCCUCAAGGAGCUCUACUACGCUGGCAGCCACGGCAUGGACAUCAUCGGGCCCAGGAAUGACGGUGAUGAGGACGGCAGCAAGCUUGCCUUUCAGCCAGCUGCGCGCUUCGGCCCCGUCAUGGACCAAGUGCAUGAUGACCUGGUGGCCAGGGUGGCGGGCAUAGCGGGGGCGACGGUGGAGCACAACAAGUUCUGCGUGAGCGUGCACUUCCGCAACUGCGAGGCGGACAGCUACGGCGCGGUGCUGGGCGCCGUGGAGACCACCCUGCGCGGCCACGACGAGCUGCACGCCACGCGCGGCCGCAAGGUCUUCGAAAUCCGGCCGCAGGCGCGCUCCCCUUCACCCUAUUUUGUGGAUUGGGACAAGGGGCACGCCCUGCUGCACCUGCUUGCGGCAAUGGGCUUGGAUGUGGACGAAGAUGUUCUGCCAAUCUACAUCGGCGACGACCGAACGGACGAGGAUGCGUUCCGAGCGCUGCGCUUGCGCGCCAAGGGCGGCCUCGGCAUCCUCGUCUCCUCCAAGGCGAAGCCGACGGAGGCGGUGUACACGCUGCGGGAUCCGACGGAGGUGCAGAUGUUCCUGUCAAGGAUCAUCGCCUGGGGCCACACGCCCGCCAAUGCGUGGCACCGCAAGCAGUCCUGCACCGGUUGGGCGCUGGACCCCUCCCUGGAGACCUAUCGCUCCAACGGUUACCUCACCCCCUCUGACGGCGGCGACACGUUGCGCAGCGAGGUGGAAAGCAGGGCGGCAUCCGCAGCCACUGUCCCGGACUUCCAGAGGGCGUCGUCCGACGGCGCGCGCAGCGCAUUCGGGCUGAAGAUCUCCCGGGGCAACUCUGGCAGCAUGGGCGCGAAGUCACCAAUGAUGCGCGCCGGCCGGCCACCGCUGGCGCCGUCAACGUCGUCGAGCGCCGCCUCCGGCAGCCUUCUGGAAGGCCUCAACCGGCCCAGCCCCAGCCGCAGCCCAGAGGCUGGGCACAGCGGUCAAGCGAACGGCGGCCCUGCUAUCCCUUCAGUGUCAGUGGACCUCGCUCAGCUCUCAAUGGGCAGCAACAGUGAUGAUCAAGUUGUUUCAGCGCUGACAGCAGCGGUGGCGAGGAGCGGCAUGACGGAGAGCGACUGUCCAGAACCGGCAAAGUUCCACCUCAUGAACGGGCUGUCGCCAUUCUCCAUCCUAUCUGGCCACCCAAAUAUGCUGGCGGCGUUUGGGCUGCCCGGGGAGGAGGGCGCGGGCACGGCGGAGGGCAGCAGCACACUCAGCGGCGCCUAUUCAAGCGGCGGUGACUCCAUGCACUUCAACGCCUCCGGCACCCUCGUCUCCGACAGCGAGUCCGGCAAGGCCGCCUGA
Messenger RNA from Coccomyxa subellipsoidea C-169, 1752 nucleotides. RefSeq lists its product as hypothetical. The record is from RefSeq and is a predicted model, not a curated record. Gene Ontology annotation, molecular function: trehalose-phosphatase activity. Gene Ontology annotation, biological process: trehalose biosynthetic process. Bases 1 to 1752 code for a protein of 583 amino acids. NCBI's taxonomy places the organism in Eukaryota, Viridiplantae, Chlorophyta, Trebouxiophyceae, Coccomyxaceae. The transcript has 12 exons.